Molecule: messenger RNA, 2158 nt
Organism: Balaenoptera musculus (blue whale)
Lineage: Eukaryota; Metazoa; Chordata; Mammalia; Artiodactyla; Balaenopteridae
Gene: TRAM1L1
Product: translocation associated membrane protein 1 like 1
Exons: 1
Coding region: 149-1267 (372 amino acids)
Biological process (GO): protein insertion into ER membrane; SRP-dependent cotranslational protein targeting to membrane, translocation
Cellular component (GO): endoplasmic reticulum membrane
Source: RefSeq, a predicted model, not a curated record
GAAGCGACCCGGGACCGGCUCCGGGAUGGGGAGUGAAGCCCCCGGAGCCGCGGCGGCGGCGGCGGCGGCGGCGGCGGCGGCGGCGCCUUGAGGAGCAGCCACGGGGAGGCAGCUGCCGCUCGUCGGUGAGUAUCUGGGAAGCGCCACCAUGACGUUUCGUAAGAAGGGCACCAAGAACCCCCCAGUCCUGAGCCAGGAAUUCAUCCUGCAGAAUCAUGCGGACCUUGUCGCCUGUGUGGGGAUGUUCUUCGUGCUGGGGCUCAUGUUCGAGGGAACAGCAGAAGUGUCGAUCGUUUUUAUUACUCUCCAGCACGGUGUUACCUUCCCUGCCGAAGAAGCAGAAGAAAGAGCCACAGCACCUAAGUUCCUGUAUCAUUAUGGUGCCAAAGAUUUGGCCACAGUGUUCUUCUACAUGCUGGUGGCAAUCAUCAUUCACGCCACUAUUCAAGAGUAUGUCUUGGAUAGAAUUAACAGGCGAAUGCAGUUCCCCAAACCGAAACAAAGCAAAUUUAACGAAUCUGGUCAGUUUAGUGUAUUCUUCCUGGUCUCUUGUAUUUGGGGCACCUUCAUUCUACUCUCUGAAAACUGCCUGUCAGACCUGUCUCUCUUAUGGAGGGCUCAUCCCAAUAACAUGAUGACAUUUCAGAUGAAGUUUUUCUAUAUCUCACAGUUGGCUUACUGGUUUCACGCCUUUCCUGAACUCUACUUCCAGAGAAUCAAACCUCAAGAUCUCUCCCAGCAAGUUGUCUACGUUGGUCUUCACCUCUUUCACAUUGCGGGAGCUUACCUCUUGUACUUGAAUCACCUGGGACUUCUUCUUUUGAUGAUGCAUUAUUUUGUGGAAUUCCUUUCUCACUUUUGCGACCUGUUUUAUUUUAGCGAUGAAAAGUACCAGAAAGAGUUUUCUCUGUGGGCCAUUGUGUUUAUUUUGGGUCGACUCGUGACUUUAAUAGUUUCUGUGAUCACUGUUGGUUUUCACCUGGCUGGAGGGCAGAAUGGGAAUUCGGAUGGCACUACCGAAGAUGUGAACGUGUUGGCAGCUAAAAUUGCUGUUCUGUCAUCCAGUUGCACUAUCCAAGCAUACAUAACAUGGAAUUUAUUUAAUGUUCAGCUUCAGAGGUGGAUGGAAGAAGAUGCUCCUCUUCAGGCCCCAAGUGUGAAGAAGAAACGGACCAAGGGCAGGUUUUCUAGAAAAGGAACAGAAAACGGUGUGGCAACUUCAAAUAGAGUAGACUCUCCCCAUAUGAGGAAAGAAAAAUCUUCAUAAUGAAUUGCAAGUUAAUUGACUAAUGUCUCUAAAGAAGUCUGCUCUUUACUAUAAGAUACCUUUCUUCGCUGGAGACUUUUCUGUUCUUGAAAAUAGUCUGUGCUUUCCUUGAUUUCUGCUACUGUACUGUGUAAUGUAUUUUUUUAAAAGGCAUUUGAGGGGAGGAUGAUUAUUAUGAGUGGAAAAAUAUUUAGUUUAGACUAAGCUACUCAUCAUCAACAUGGUUUAGGGAUUGCUAUAUUUCUUUUUUUACCUUUGAACAUUUUCCUAAUUUGUAGAGAUAACUCCAAAACUCCACGUAUCAGUGACACAGUUCUUGCUCCCACCAAUCUUUUGUAACGUUAACAAGAUGGUCUUUUAUAGCAAUGACAUAUUUUUAAUGUUCUCUUCUAGGAUAAAAUAGAAAGAUUAUAAAUCUGGAAGUCAACUUCAUUAAGUUUUCCGUAUUCCCUAAUUCUUAGAAUGUUUUUUUUUUUGAAUUGACAAGUGGAGAAGAGAUUUGUAAAACCACCAAAAUAAUGAUGUGUUUUACAGGUAGUGGUUGUUAGUGUUACAUCCCACUUAAAAAACCAAGAUACUAAUGGUUAACAUGUGGAGACUUAUUGCCAUAUAUUGAAUCAAAAUAUCUUGAAUCAACAUUAUUACUAAGAGGUAAAAUCAUACUUGUCCAUUUUAAACACUUGUAAACUGGAAAUCAGAAAAUUAAAGACUGUAAAAAGGAAAUCAGACUUAAAUAGCUUUUUUUGAUAUGUGUAUUAAAAAUUAUUCUUCAUGAGGUUUGUAGUAAGUUUGGUAUCCACAGCAUCUUAGAAGAAUAUUGUUUAACCUGUAAAUCAUUUUGAAAAAUAAUGCUUACUUGAUUUAUAUCUAUAAAAAGAAUGUCAUCUAAUU